GCUCCGGAGGCAGCUCGGGGCACAGCGGAGCCAUGGGGCCGGGACGGGCGGGGGCCCUGGGCCUCGGCCUGGGGCUGCUGCUGGGGGUCCUGGGCGGAGCAGCGAGCGAGCCCCACUCCCUUCGCUAUUUCGCCACCGCGGUGUCGGAUCCGAGCCCAGGGGUGCCACAGUUUGUGGCCGUGGGGUACGUGGACGGGGAGGUCUUCGUGCGCUAUGACAGUGAGACCAGGAGGAUGGAACCCCGAGUCGACUGGAUUGCAGACAACAUGGAUCAGCAGUACUGGAACGGGGAGACUGAGAAUUUACGGGGUGCUGAGCAGAUUUACCGUGUGGACCUGGAGACGCUGCGGGAGCGCUACAACCAGAGCAGGGGCUCUCACACAUUGCAGCACAUGUUUGGCUGUGACCUCCUCGAGGAUCGUAGUAUUAGCGGGUUUUUCCAGUAUGGCUACGAAGGAAGAGAAUUCAUUGCCUUGGACAAAGACACUUGGACGUUCACUGCAGCGGACGCUGCAGCACAAAUCACCAAGAGGAAGUGGGAGGAGGAUGGGACUGUUGCUGAGCGCAGGAAGUACUACCUGGAGAACACCUGCAUUGAGUGGCUGAGGAAAUACGUGAGCUAUGGGAAGGACGUGCUGGAGAGGAGAGAGCGCCCAGAGGUCCGAGUGUCCGGGAUGGAGGCCGACAAGAUCCUGUCCUUGUCCUGCCGUGCUCAUGGCUUCUACCCGCGACCCAUCUCGAUCAGCUGGCUGAAGGAUGGCAUGGUCCAGGAGCAGGAGACCCAGAGGGGCAGCACCGUGCCCAACAGUGACGGCACCUACCAUAUCUGGGCCACCAUCGAUGUCGUGCCAGGGGACAAGGACAAGUACCAGUGCCGUGUGGAGCAUGCCAGCCUGCCCCAGCCCGGCCUCUUCUCAUGGGAGCCACAGUCCAACCUGAUCCCUAUCGUGGCGGGGGUGUCUGUUGCUGUUGUGGCUGUCAUUGCUGCCCUGGCUGGAUUUGCUGUCUGGAAGAGCAAGCAGGGGAAGAAGGAGAAGGGCUACAAUCUGACACCAGGCAGCGAUGGGGGAUCCAACAGUUCGAACGCAGGGAGCAACCCCAGUGUCUAACCGCUCUGCUUCAGCCCGUGAGGGACCAGAAGGCCCCCUGUGCACUCUGUGCUGCAGCUGGAUGCAGCCUCAUUCCCUCAACCUCUCGCAUCUCCAAUCAGCUACCACAAGAGCAAUGCCACAGCAUAAUUGCAUCUGCAUGGCCUUCAAACAAAAUAAACUGCCCAAUGAUUUGCUGAUUCGCCACAAA
Messenger RNA from Anas platyrhynchos (mallard), 1299 nucleotides. The record is from RefSeq and is a predicted model, not a curated record. Lineage: Eukaryota; Metazoa; Chordata; Aves; Anseriformes; Anatidae.